Leptidea sinapis is the source of this 3707-nucleotide messenger RNA. RefSeq names its product ecdysone oxidase-like. Gene Ontology annotation, molecular function: flavin adenine dinucleotide binding; ecdysone oxidase activity. The coding region runs from base 587 to 2047 and encodes 486 amino acids. The transcript is spliced from 4 exons. NCBI's taxonomy places the organism in Eukaryota, Metazoa, Arthropoda, Insecta, Lepidoptera, Pieridae. The record is from RefSeq and is a predicted model, not a curated record.
UAUUUAGCUGGGAAGAUCGUGUUCAGCAAUAUUAUGUCAUAUGGAGCGAAAACAGAGGAGUGUCGUGAGCGAGCUACCGCCGACACUUGCCGAGGAGUGGCCUCUGGUGGGAGCUGGUGGCUGCUGGGUCUGCUGGGGUUGGUGGCGGCGCACUGCCUGCUGGUGCUGGUCCCGGCAACUCGGGAUCCCUUGAACUAUCAGCCGCAAGAGGGCGCACAGUUCGAAUUUUUGGUGGUAGGAGGCGGAGUGGCUGGAGGCGCGGUGGCGGCGCGCCUUGCACUGGCUGGCCACCACGUGCUGCUGCUGGAGGCGGGCGGAGACGCCCCGCUGCUCUCUCAGGUACGCGCCACAUGCUGCUGUUGGAGCCAGCCAAAUAUAGUGCAUCUACAUUUACGCUUAUUUAUGACAUUGGCUAUUAAUCAGACCAAUUUUACAGAUACCGGGAGCAGCCGUGAGUCUGACGGGUUCUGACAUUGAUUACUUCUAUGAGACGACGGCGAAUGGACUCUCCUGUCUGUCGUCACGCGGUGGUAGCUGUCGCUUUACCCGUGGCAACGUGCUAGGUGGCUCGUCUGCCCUGAACCAUAUGAUGUACACCCGAGGCAACAGAAAUGAUUUUGACUUUGGUAACUCUAGUGGUUGGACCUGGAAACACGUAGAACCUUAUUUUUUUAAAUCUGAACGACUUGAAAAUCCUCAAAAUUUUCCAAAUUCUUCUAAAAACUUUCAUAACAGUACAGGAGCUGUUCCCGUGAGCUUCUCUGAUGAUGCAGAUAACACUUGGAAAAAGAGAAUAAUAAAAGGGUUCGAAUUACUUAACUUCCCUCACAACGCGGACGUCAACGCAGACAGCCAGAUCGGUGUUUCUAGAGUAUUAAGUUACACAUCGAACGGGAAGCGUGUCAACAUAGCAGAAGCAUACCUCGACCUGGCAAGAGAGACAGGAAAAUUAAAAGUGGCCAAAAAUACGAAGUGCUUGAAGGUCAUUAUCGAUGAGAAUAACAUUGCGCGAGGCGUCAUCGUAGCGCAUUCCGAUGGCUACCGGAAUAUCCAUUUGUACGCGAGCAGAGAAGUUGUCCUGAGUGCAGGCACGAUCGGAACCGCGCAGCUAUUGAUGUUGUCGGGGGUGGGGCCUGCUGACCACUUGCAGGAGUUAAAUAUUCCAGUAAAAAUGAACUUAUCAGUUGGUGUCGAUAUGGUUGAUCACGCAAUGUCAUUGAUUUACAUGAAAGUGGAUCAUCACGGGGUUCAGUCAGAUACAUUGGCGAUGCUAACGAAGGCCAUGCAUGCAGUGCAGUGGAUGGUGACGCGCAGCGGGCCCCUGGCCUCCAUAGGGCUGACUGAUAUCACAGCGUUUCUAAAUACAAAUUGCUACGAUUUCAUAAAGAGGCAAUUGGUAAACGACAGAGCAGAGUGCGAGGUGCCGACGACACAGAUCAUCCACGCUUUCAUGGAUAGGGGGAUCACACGCAUCGCGAGGCGGCUCUACGAGCGUAUCAAACAGCACGACCCUCUGAUCGUUGAGCAAACUGUGAGCCAAAACGAGCGCAAUGACGUCUUAGUGAUCGCGCCCGUCGUGCUGGCGCCAGAAUCACGAGGUCUCGUGCACCUAGCCAGCGCCGAUCCUGCGCGGCCACCACUAAUAUUUCCUAACUACCUGGCAGACAAAAGAGACGUGGAAGAGAUGGUGAGAGCUAUAAGCGUACUGGACGACUUGACACGAACUCCACCAUUCCGGGAGCGCAACGCGACGCUGCUGCGAUACAAGUUGCGGGGUUGUCCGCGGGCGGAGGCAGGGGCGCGCUACUGGGCGUGCUACGUGCGGCACAUGACGCACUCGCCGCACCAUGCAGUCGGCACGUGUGCGCUGGGCCGCGUGCUGGACGCACGCCUGCGCGUACAUGGCGUGCGUGGCCUACGGGUGGCCGACGCUUCUGUACUGCCGCGGCCUCCGCGCGGGAAUAUGGCCGCCACCGUGCUGGCGGUGGCCGAACGUGCCGCCGACAUGGUGCUGCAGGACGCGGCGCCUCCGGUACACCGGUCCUGAUUGAUGAUGGAUGCCGAACAUGGAACAGCCGACAACAGUUGCCUGAUACUUUACUUGGAAGCUCUAUAAUAUUUAUUUAAAGCUAGGCUCUGAUUUUACAUUGCCUGCUUAAAUGUUAUUAUUAGGGGUUAAAGUAUGAAAUUGUAGAUUUGUACUGAAAAAUUGAAAUUCGUCUUUCUUAAUUUAACAUAUAUAUUCAAUCAAAAUAAUUACCAUUAUUAUCAUUGCUGCCAUCUAAUAUAAAGGUAGUUAUGCCUUUGCGAUAGAACUGUAGUGAUUUAGAUUCGACAAACUGUGUGAAAGUAUUUUGUACUGCCUCCUGAGAAAACAACUUUUUAUCACGUAGAAAAUUGUCCAAAUCACGAAAUGAAUGGUAGUCUGUUGGAGCAAGUUCUGGCGAAUACGGAGGGUUUCUAAUUGCAAUUCCUGUAGAGUUAAAACGGUUUCUCGUGCUCUAUGAGGUCUCGCGUUAUCAUGGAGCUCUAAUAGUGAAGAUCGAUUCAUGAGUCGGGGCUGUUUUAUGGCAAGUUUUGAUAUUAUUGUUCGGAGUUGGGCACAGUAGACAUCUGCCGUUAUUGCUUGACCAAAUCGGAGAAAGCUAUAGUGAAUAACACCAUGCUGAGACCACCAAACAGUUACCAUUACCUUUAUAUUGGUAAGUUUUACUUUAGGACACUGAUGCGACGUUUGACCUGGGGUCAGCCAUUACAUUUUAUCGAUCAUGCAUCGCUUACGGUUAUCGAAAAGAAUCCACUUUCAACGCAUGUCACAAUUCAGGCAAUACACGUUCCAACACGCGUUGCUUUCUGCAGAUCAGUCAAAUCAUGAGGCACCCAUUCUUCAUAUCAUUUAUUUUAUUGAUUUGACGCAAAUGAUUCAAUAUUGUUGGCAAGGUAACGAUGCCGCUUAAUUAAACCAUGCCAGUAAUUGUUUGGCUCGGAUCAGCUUCAACCAUCUCUUUCAAUUCAUUGUUAUUCACCUGUGUUGGCGGUCUUCCACAUGGUUCGUUCUUCAAAUCAAAGUUUCCAUCACGAAAGCGUUUAAGCCAAAAUCGCACGGUGCGUAUAUUAGCAAUCGCCUCUCCAAACGCAACAUUGAUAUUACGAGCUGUUUCUGCCGCGUUAGUUUCGCGUCAGAAUUCGUAUUCAAAAAUCACUCGAAUUUUCGAAGUAUCCAUCGUUUUGUCUAAGCUGAAUAAAAAAAACAACUGAAAGUCGAUAAUGGAAUGUUGCACAUUUUUUUAAAGUAGAACUACAUAGGUACCAUGUGAAAAAAUUUUCACUCAAAAAUCUCAAACCAUGAAGGUUCUAUGUCAAUUCGAAGCACCUAUUACAAUUAAAUGGGAAUUUCAUACUUUAACUCCUAUUAUUAACGUAAAAUGUUUAUAUACAUAAAAAAGAGGCUACUUCCGACUAUUCCAUUAACAAUUUAACUUUUAUUUAUUUAAGUUAUUAAUAAAUCUAAUUGUAUAUGUGUAUGAGGGUAGUUAAAAAAACAGUGUGUAUUUUGAGGACGCGUUUAUGAAUUGUCCAAAUAGAUGUAUGUGUGACGGGUGUAAGGAACCUUUAGAACUAAUGAGUAGUAAGUAGUUAAUGUUCUAAAUGCAUACAGUCUACUUAAUUAUAUUUAGGUCCAAUCCAAAAUAAAUAACCAAACUGAA